AUGUUCAAAGAGAUUGCAUGGACAGCAGGUGUCGGUUGGUCUCUCUUCUAUAUUUAUGCAUGGGCUCACAAUGAUUUUAAAAGCACUUUCACCAUUGAACGAUCCGUUGAAAUUCAAGACUCUGCUGAACGUGUCUUUUCCCACAUUCUCAACUCCACGAAUUAUCCUCUCGGAAUGGUUCGUUCAUGGAAAGGUAUUGAGCCAGAAAAGGAACUUCUCAAGCAAUUGAAUCCUCUUCUUGAACAUGAGGAAAACAAGUUAAAAGUUGGAGAAACUAAAUUUCAGGUCGACUUGAUCACUUUGGGUCUUGUGGAUGUGAUCCUCUCUCAUUGGAGUGUCGAUACCCAUUCGAAACAACAUUUCAAAUUUGGAUGGAUUGGAACGAGUAUUCAUGAGAAAAACUUUUGUGGAGAUCAUCAAUUUGAAGUCAACGCUAAAGGUCCCAGUCGAUGUGAACUCGUUCAUAGAGAAGAUAUUUCUGGAUUUUCAACACCACUGGCAAGAUUGUUUCAUGAGUGGACUGGUUAUAUUCAUUAUUAUGAAAAAUAUUUGCGAGAGGUGAAAGCACAAAUUGAAAAAUGA
Molecule: messenger RNA, 582 nt
Organism: Naegleria fowleri
Lineage: Eukaryota; Heterolobosea; Eutetramitea; Acrasida; Naegleriidae
Exons: 1
Coding region: 1-582 (193 amino acids)
Source: RefSeq, a predicted model, not a curated record